Acanthopagrus latus (yellowfin seabream) is the source of this 6942-nucleotide messenger RNA. RefSeq names its product purine-rich element binding protein Ab (gene purab). Bases 245 to 1090 code for a protein of 281 amino acids. Gene Ontology annotation, molecular function: purine-rich negative regulatory element binding; DNA-binding transcription factor activity, RNA polymerase II-specific; RNA polymerase II transcription regulatory region sequence-specific DNA binding. Gene Ontology annotation, biological process: regulation of transcription by RNA polymerase II. The record is from RefSeq and is a predicted model, not a curated record. Gene Ontology annotation, cellular component: nucleus. Lineage: Eukaryota; Metazoa; Chordata; Actinopteri; Spariformes; Sparidae. The transcript has a single exon.
GUUGCAAUAUAUGGCUAGACUAAAGGCUGAGGAGAAAAUUCUGCAAAACGUUGCAAAGACAGCGGGAGUGUCUUGAACGCAGCCUGCUCCGAGUACUACAGUAACACUAACUACAGUCGCUUUCAUUUUUUUCAGCCUCGUCUACUCUCUCGUCUCGCGAUACAGCGGCGGAGUGGUUUGACGGGCAGUCGAGGUUGCAGCAGGCAGAGGGAGACGGUGGAAGGUAAAGCAGGGAGGCAGCAUCAUGGCGGACAGAGACAGUGGCAGUGACCACGGAGGGCCCACCGCAGGCCCCGGCUCGCUGCCCCCGGGUGCGAUGGGCGCCAUGUCCCGGCUGCAGCACGACACCGAGGAGCUCGCCUCCAAGCGCGUCGACAUCCAGAACAAGCGCUUCUACCUUGACGUGAAGCAGAAUGUUAAAGGCCGCUUCCUAAAGAUAGCCGAGGUCGGGGCUGGGGGAAACAAGAGCCGUCUCACUCUCUCCAUGUCGGUCGCCGUGGAGUUCCGCGAUUAUCUCGGGGACUUUAUCGAACAUUACGCCCAGCUGGGCCCGACCAACCCGGACAUGGUGCAGGAUGAGCCCCGACGGGCGCUCAAGAGCGAAUUCCUGGUGCGGGAGAAUCGGAAAUAUUACAUGGAUCUGAAAGAGAACCAGAGGGGGCGGUUCCUGAGGAUUCGACAGACCGUUAAUCGGGGGCCCGGACUGGGAAGCGCGCAAGGCCAGACCAUCGCUCUGCCGGCGCAAGGUCUCAUCGAGUUCCGCGAUGCUUUGGCCAAACUCAUCGACGACUACGGUGUGGACGAGGAGCCGGCGGAGCUCCCGGAGGGCACCUCUCUCACGGUCGACAACAAGCGCUUCUUCUUUGACGUGGGCUCCAAUAAGUACGGGGUCUUCAUGCGGGUCAGCGAGGUGAAGCCCACGUACCGGAACUCCAUCACGGUUCCGUGCAAAGUGUGGUCCAAAUUCGGCAACACCUUCUGUAAAUACGCGGAGGAGAUGAGGAAGAUCCAGGAGAGGAGUAGAGAGAAACGGGCCUCCGAACUGCUACCUGAGGGCCCGCUCGGCGGAGAUGACGGCGACGAUGACUGACGCGGAUUUUAGGAGAGCAGAAGCGAAACAACAAAGACAAAAACCGAACUCUGAGAGAAAAACGAGACUUUAAACUGUAAAAUAGAAAGAGAAUUUCCAAGGGAAUCACCCCACACACACAACCUCCACAGACAUGGCAGCACCUCUGCUGUCUCCUCGCUCAUUUUACUGGAUGUCACCCCACUUACCACCCAUGUAACAGUAAGCCGCUGCUAUCAAGGAUUGAACUGUAAGAUAUGAACUGUUUCCUACUUGAUUUAAAUGACAAUGAACAGAGUGUUUAUAUCUCUAUCAAACGACAGAUUUUGCACACAUCAAAGCUAUUUCGAGAAGAAGAAAAAAAUGUUUAAAUGUUUUCAAACUGGUCAUAUGCUAAGAUUUAAUCAAACAUACAACCAGAGGUCUAUUAUAUAAAGUGACAGUCUUCAUGUAGAACGAAUAUUUGACAUCAGCACAAAGAGAAUAUAUUGUGGACUUUAUGAAACCAAAAUCAGAUGUAUAGUUUAUUAUAAAGGUACGCAGAAUAAAUAUGAAAGCGCUCUAACAAGUGUAUGAACUGCAGAACGCAGCACUACAGGCCUGUAAACACCUGUCAGCAUGCGUGUAGGCUCAUGUUUUGAAAAGAAGUUUGGCAAAGUAGGCUAUAGUCUUUAAUUUGACCUGAAAUGUCGUUGUAGGCUAACGAAAGCAUUUCUGUCAUGCCAUUAUGGAAAUGUUGAGACUCAAAGAUAAAUAGCCUAUUUUGUGCGCCUCAAACACAUGGGAUAAACCUGUCUCUGAGCUACUAUAUUGAAUAUCAACCCUCUUGCACCAUGUCCAUAUAAACUUAAAUGAAAAAAGUGCUAACUUAGAUGUACUAAUUAUGAUUUUGUGAAUCAGCUGUAAAAAAAAAAAUCCUUAUGAAGAUACCCACGUUUUCUGUGGGUUAAGUUUUUCUUUCUGUUACUUUGUUGUUUUUUCCUCUGGGGGGUGGGGGAUGCAAAAGAAUAAGGUCCACUUGUGGGAGCGCAAGGCGCGGAAACAAAAAAAGAUGCGCCAGCGCAGCGAGGCAACGCAUCCUCUCUGACGUCAUUACGACCCGUGCCUUAUACACUUCACUCGUUUACGUGUUCUCACGUGGAUGGUCUGUGACCUCGACCGCUGUACGUUUUCAUUUACGAGUGCUGUUAUGUAGGCCGAAAAAUAUACUCACCAGGGAUGCGGGAUUCACACUCCUGCGUUGCAUGGAGCAUGGGUGGCAACAGCCAAAGUAAGCUGAAAGGCUGCUGGGAGUUUGGGGGCCAACAAUGGCAUUGGGCAGAGCUCCAAGCUGGCCCUUCAGAGAGAUGAGGUGCUGCCGUACGUACACUCUGGAAACAGGGGGGCCGGUGUGUUGUGGCACCCUGGAGUCCAGAAUCCGUAGCAGCACCCCUGGUUUGGUGGCCUCUCACAGAGUAGAGAUGCGUCUCCCUGGAACUUGGAGAAUGACCCAGGAAGUACCGCUUGUGGCAGCACUGGGUCUGACACCCAGUGGACCCCAUGGAGAUUCAUCUGGAGAUGUUACGGGUGGCUUUGCACACCAUAUGCACCAAGAUGUUUAAAAAAAACAAAAAAAAAAACAGCAACAAUAACAAAAAAAAAAAAACUAAAUCAGGAGCGCCUGGAUGAGGCUAUUUGUCAGAGCUGAGAUGCCGUUAAAGAGUCAGGCAGUCAGCCGGCCAGGCCAGCCAGCCGGUUUGGUCCCGUGCCGUCAGUAUGAGUGCAGUCCAGUGGAUGUAGAGGCCCGUCAGUUCAGGGCCAAGGCAGUAUCUAUCUCUUUAUGGUGCUACAGCCCCUUGAUCGCUCCAUGGGGGCCUCGCCGCUCAGAAUAUGUCACUUUUGCAUUAUGUUUAUUCUGAUGCUUUUUUCUUUCCUUCAAAAGUUCUUUUCUCCACGUUUUGUUGUCCGAAGCGUGUCUGUGUCUCUCUCCCAGGCAGAGAGGACUGACUAGUGUAGGACAUUUCAUAUUAGUGUGCAAUAUUGUGUACGUGCCAAUAGUGGCAUUGUAUCACGUGUAUAGACUAUUAAAAAGACGAAAAAAUGUAUAGGCUAUGUGAUCAGUAGAUAUUUGAGAGCAUGACGAUGAGGUUGAUGCAUCUGCAUUAUAUUUCCGAAAUGUGAAGUUUUCUUCUCAAGCACUUGCUCAAAGUGGAAAAAAAAAGUCAGACUAGUAGUGAGGUAUUUUUCCUGUCACGUUCUGUAAACCAGUAGGCUGCCUUGUCCGUCUUAUCAGUGCACGUAGACUAGUGAGGGUGUUUUACGUCCCCCUACGAAGUCACCCCAGAGAAAAACCCUUUCCCUUCUCGUUCCUGCUCUGACACACACAUGCACACAUACAGACAGCCAACAACCUCCGACUGCAUCCAUGUCGGCCUCUCUGCAGUGGCCUACGCUGAAGCUGAAUAGUAUCUCGGGUCCAGGGGUAGCUGACACACUCACACACACACACGCACUCUCUCCCUGUUGAGGCCUCUUGUUGCUAUCUGAGUGUUUGGGAGGCCUCUAAAGUAUUUUGAAUGGUGUCUAGAGCUGCACAAGGCCUCCUAUCAUUAGAAGCCAGGAAACUGUGUGUUUGGAGCCUGAGUGCAACCCCUCUCUCUCACCCGGGACUGCCGAUUGCAGGGCAGGUUAACUACGAUUUGGCUUUGGCUUGUCUGUGGUUUCACUUGAGUUAGACGAUAGUGAUCGGCCGCAGCAGACACAAAGGACAGAGGAGUUUGUUGUUGUUUUUACAAUGAGGAUCACAAUCCUUCUCUCUGAUUUAGUGUGCUCCUCUUCCCCACUCGGGACUCAAAGCAUAAAAAAGGCCCCUGGUUCCGUGCACCAAAACCUGUCCAAAUACGCUCUGCCAGACACACAGUCCAUUCCUUCUCUUUGACCUGAUCAACCUCUUGGCUUACGCUGAAGUGCUAGUUAACAAUCAAUAUGCUUCAAGUAAUUAGUUGACCUGUCAGCUUUAUUUAAAGCAGGUUGGCCUACAACAGUAAAUGUGACUGAGCCUGGUCACAGGCCCUGUCGGAGUGCCGUGCCACCUAGGUGUAUGAAGGGGAAAUACAGACUGCUUGGAUUUCAGCUUUAUGGGCCUCAGCUGGAUAAAAGCUGCUAAUGUAGUUACAGCCUGGACUCCCAGACAUGUGGGAUAGAUGAGGCUAGCCUGAAGCAUACCUGGGCUGAAACAGUAUCAAAAGUCCUGUUGAAUCCUCACUUUAAAAAGUUGAUCUGUGUUUGAUUGGGCAUGUCUGUGGCAACAGAAAGAAGAAAAGAAAAAUGUGCCAGAAAAUCCCAUCUGUUCCACGCAGGACGUUUUGGCCCAGGUUUGUCUCCGAGUGUUGGUGAAAGGCCUGAUGAAGCCUGGCACUGCACUGUAGGGGCGUACCGGCAGCAGCCUACCAUGGCCUACUGACCCGGCUGUCAGACAGAUCCAGUUAGGACUUUUCUCUCUGUUCUGGAGAAGAACUGUGAAUCUCUUUUCCCCUCUUGUGGAAAUUACUACACUUCCUCACACUGCCCUGUGAAUUACAAAAAGCCGGUUUCCAUUAAACACACGUACAAGCCACCUAUGACUAUGUGCCCAGCAAAGCAGAUCUGAGGUCAAUCUGAGUUCAUCUUGAGUUCAACACAGACCUGGACUGUCUGUUGUGAUACAGCACUUAUUUCUCAAAGUGUUUUAGCUUUAGCUUGAUUGAAUUUAGGCCUCCAGGAGGCUCAUGCUACAUGAAGACUGGAAAUACAACACUUCUUUUCUCUUUUUCUCUUUCUCUAAUGGCCAAAUAUAAGGAGAGCCUAAACCUGCUCAUUGAAUUCACUCUGUGAAUGCCUCACUCUGUGAAACGCACACAUUUUCUUGAAGAUUAAGAGACGAGUCGUCUUGUUUAGUUAUACAGACUGUAAUCGCCAGGUGCUACUGGGUCAGUUGUGUUUUUAGUGCAGAAUGAUUCAGUUGUGACACACGAAUCGUAGCUGCGUCGGAGUUACAGAGGAGGAGGACUGAAAACAGUGGGUUUAAAUCUGAUUUCUCAGUUUAUGAGAGCUCAGCCAGUGUCACAGCAAAACCUGGAGUGACCUUGCAGCCAUGUUGUGCCCACAUUACACGGUCAUCCAUUUCUAGGACUCAAAUGCAAAAUGGUAGGCAGAUGUUUUCCGUCUUGUUUUCUGUAUAGAAGCGUCAGUGGUCAAGCUGUGUACUGUCCUCAGUGACUCUGGCUAAGUUCAGUGUACAUAGAUGAUGGUGCACUGAAACUGUUAGCAUUAACAAGAAUCAUGUUUUGAUUUAUUAUACAGCAGUAGCCAUCGUAGCAAUCCCUAAUUGUGAUGUUACCUUAUCUUUUCUUUGUCAAUACUGCAGUCUUCAUUUUGUCAGAUAUUUAUUGGAAGAGCUUAUUUUUGUUGCUCAAGCAACAGGUGAUCAGACCAUUCCUUACACAUUUCAGCUGAUGGAUAUAGAAGAGAAAUCUCAAUCGCAGACAGAGUCUGAUGUGCAACAGUAACUCCGUGUUGUAUUCAGUCAGAUUGCUAUGAUGGCUCCAGCUGUAGGUGCGUCAUCUGCUUGUUCCUCUUGUCCUGAACUGGGAGAUUGUUCAUGUUUCUGACUGCAUUCAAACAGCCACAUGUACAUGACUUUUAACAGCAAACUUCCGCAAUUGAAAUGUGGGUGGUGGCGACCGGCCUCCACCAAAUGAAAACAGACUGAACUUCCAUAAGUUGUUCCAGACAACCAAAUCUGCUCUGUUUCUGGUUUCGAUGUGUAGUCUUUCAUUGGCCAUUCAGAGUUCCUGGUUAAUCAUACAGCCAAUCGCAGCCUCUGGUCAAAGCCAAGCACUAUAUGACUCAUCACAAACCACUGACAGAGGGGCUCAUUCAGCACGUCUUCUGUUUGCACACGCACAGAGUAGUAGGGUCCAUCAUGUUUGCAGACUGUACAGGCUACUGUUGUGUAUAGUUAUAAAGACGUUCUUCAGAUGUUUUGAAGAUGUUGGGAAAUGGAUCCUGGAUUUUAAGGGGUGGGGUCAAUGCACAAUGAACAUAUCCCAUGUCACCGUUUGGUCUAAAUCCCUUUACCAUCCCCAUAUGAGAUAAUAUGUUGUAUCUUUCAAAAAUAUUUUAUCUGUGGCGUGUGUGUGUGUAUAUAUAUAUAUAUAUGGUUUGUUAUAUAUGAUGCUCCUCCUUUCAGAAAAAUAUAACAUGUAAACAGGAAAAACAUAUUGCUGUUUUUUUCCUUUGUAUUUUAUACUUACAGAAAGCAUUGAAUAAAAAUGGAUAAAUACUUGCACUUUAGAUAUAUUAAGAAAAAUAAAAAUCUGCAUAUUAUUUUUGAUAGGGAUCUCACAUUCAAAAAGUAUAAAUUACAGGCUUUGUGACUAUUGCUGGACAGAGAUGUAUUGAGUUCUACUUAUUGAAGUAUAUUUUGUCUGUGUGUCAGAAGGUUUACUAAAGUAAAUUGCAUGAUAAAGUAGUGCUACACCGAUAUUGUUCUUUUUUUUAGUUGGUAAAAAUGUCUGAAAACUGUGAUAACAACCCUCUUGUAUCAUGUUUAACCUCUCCUCACCCCUUCUAGAAUAUUUCUUACUGAAAUAUGGCCUUUCCUGACUACAUGACGAUGGUGCUUACUUUGGCUUUGACAUCAAGCUCAUCCUAUACAUCUCAACAUCAUCAUAACUCACGUCGUUACACUUCAUUACUUUCUGUUAUGUACUCUCACUACCUUAUUAAAUUUCCGUUGAUGGCAAAAAAAACUAAAAGAUGUGUGCUGUUUUGUACAUUGCUGUUUGUUUUAAUGUUGGGGGAGUCUUGUUGUCUGAAAAAUGACUAAUCGCGCAAUAAAAAGUCAUUCCACA